CUAAAUUUAUUCUAUUUCCCGAAGUGAGUUUUCGCUGCGCCAAGUAAUCCUUUAUUAGUAUUUGAGCUUUGACUCCAUACAACUAUCUGCGAUAGCCUCGUGAAUGUUGGCUUCGCACCCCGGUAGCUUUCUCUGCUACGUUCCAAAGAAUCCAUCGAUCUUUGGAAGCCUGCUCGGCUCGAGGGCGGCGGUAGAGCAGGCCGUCAACGAGCGCUUGGACCGGUACGCGGAGGCCUCGACAAGGCGCACCCAGGCAGCGCAAUCCUCCGUCUCUGCGGCAGCACAGACCCAGGCUCAAAAGUUCGUGUUCCCGGGAGGCGGUGUUACCGUACAGCCGGGCAUCCAACCCAUCACCGAGCAGCUAGUGCGCGUCAUACCCUACGUGCACAACUCCAAGGACGCCAUCGUCGUCUUCUUCGGGACGCUUAGCAACUUGCAGGAUCUGCGGGCUCAGCGAAGAAACGUGAGAGGCGCUGCUGCUGCUGCCGUGCCGGCCGACGCGGGCGCCGGAGCACUGACAACUUCAUGUCUUUUAGACCUCUACAAGCGCUUCGGGAACGGGAGAGAGCUGCUGAUGCUGUCGGAACUGCAGGGCCAGUACGCCUUCGUUCUGUACGACAGCAGCCGCAAGCAGGCCUUCGCGGCGCGCGACCCCUCCGGCAGCGAACCGCUGUACUUCAAGGUUGACGAGGAGGGCGGCGUGCAGUACACCAACAGCCUGGAGCAGCUGCCCGGCGGGGAGGCGGACCGGCGCGGCUGGCGGGAGCUGCCGCCGGGGCACUACAUGCUGGGCAAGAGCGUGUCGCAGUUCGCGCUGAGUCUGCGGCAGCUGGAAAAGCGCGAGAAGAAGGAGUCGCUGGACGCGGAUGCGCUGCACAUGAUGCUGCAGCAGGAGGAGGUGCAGCAGGAGGGGGACGGCGGGUUUAAUGCGGUGCGGUCGCUGCUGAGGAACCGGAGUAGCGGGGCGGGCGCGUAGGUACCGUAGGCGUGUGGGGUGCUGAGGUGUGGGGGUGCGGAGGUGGAGAGGAGGAAGGGUGGCGGGUGCAUGCGUUUUUGAGGAGUUUGUACGCAUACAUGUGGAUGGAGGUUGAGCGCGAACGCACUUUGUUUUGGGUGUGAUGGCUACACCGUCGUUUUGUUCGGAAGCACUCUACGCUGUAGACAGUUUUUCGCCGAGUUCGCCGAGAGUUUGUUGAGGAGCGUUAAGACACAUGCGCGUGUGUGUUUUGCGUCAGCUGUGUUGGCAUGUCGGAGCUGUGUGUUGGAAUGUAUGGCCAGUCGCUGCAUGUCGGACCCUGUAGAAAGAAAUGCAUGAUGUUUGGGGCGGGCUAGAUACCGGCAUAGGCUGCCGAGUGCCGCAUUCUUCUCCUGUAUCCGUUUGUAUCACAAAUUCUGCUCCAAUGCAUGCUUGCUGGUGUUUACUAUGUAGAUUAUGGCUGAGGUUGCUAGGUGCUUGCGCAUGCGCCCGGAAUAAGUUGCUGAGUUUUUAUUCUGUAUUCCAUGCCCCGUACUGGUGUCACAAGGUUUGCAUCGCCUGCUUUUCCUCCAGAUUCCUCGGGUCUGGAGUGCGGGCCUACCCUCGUGGCGAAGUAGCAUAACGUGUAUGUUGUCCUUAUAACAGACCGCGGUUGGAUAUGGAGGUGGGUGGUUAAGUGCACUUCAGUGUAUCUACGCAAACUCGUUGUGUGGUCGUGCCCAGAACCUAACUUGUACUAACCGAACUGUACUGGAUGCAGUUUCUUUUGCAGAGGGCAGGAGAUGCAUUGUUUGGGUUGUGUUCUUUUGGUUGGGAGGUGGACCAAUAACGCCCUUGUGGCUACCAAGCUACAGCAGCCCUGCCGUGAAGGCGCUGCGCAGCGCUUCCCCCUGCGCUACGUUGUACUCGAUGUGCACCGGUGUCAGAGCAUCCAUUAUGCGGACACCCUUGUCGCCCCG
Astrephomene gubernaculifera is the source of this 1935-nucleotide messenger RNA. The record is from the annotation of a GenBank genome assembly. Lineage: Eukaryota; Viridiplantae; Chlorophyta; Chlorophyceae; Chlamydomonadales; Astrephomenaceae.